Exaiptasia diaphana is the source of this 614-nucleotide messenger RNA. RefSeq names its product DNA-directed RNA polymerase III subunit RPC9. NCBI's taxonomy places the organism in Eukaryota, Metazoa, Cnidaria, Anthozoa, Actiniaria, Aiptasiidae. Gene Ontology annotation, biological process: transcription initiation at RNA polymerase III promoter. The record is from RefSeq and is a predicted model, not a curated record. Bases 110 to 565 code for a protein of 151 amino acids. The transcript is spliced from 7 exons. Gene Ontology annotation, cellular component: RNA polymerase III complex. Gene Ontology annotation, molecular function: nucleotide binding.
AAGACUAACCGUCCCAUGAUGCAGCGCGAACCACGAAUAUUAAAAAUGGCGGCCAACAAUCGGCACCGAUAGCACUUCUUGCUUUAAAUAAUCCUUAAAUUUUGGAAUCAUGGAAGUCUUGAAGGAAAAGUCUGUGAUGUUGAGUAAUUUCGAGGUUUAUCAGUUAUUACAAGARGCUGAGACAAAAACGUCAAAAUCCAAAAGUAUCAAAAAACACCAAGUAAAUUUAGCAACAAUUUCUUACGAGGCUCGAAAAUACCUUGAAAAGACACCCUGUAAGCACCAGAAUGCUGAAGUCAUUGAAGAUUUCCUCAAGUCUCUUGCUCCAUUCAACUUAACCAAGGCAGAAAAAUUACAACUUCUAAAUCUACGGCCAGAGACACAUGUAGAAAUUCAAUUGAUAAUUGAAGAAAGUGUUGAGAGAUUUAAAACUGAAGAAGAAAUUCAAGAACUUCUUGAUAUAGUGGCAAAAUUGCCAUCAGACCAUAAAGAAACAAUUAGCAAAGAUGAAAUAGGGGAUGAAGAAAUGGAAGAAGAAAAAGACAAUGAAAUAGAAAAUGAAUAAUUUUAUUGUAAUAUUUACAUACUAUAUUUAUUAAAAAAWUUUUUAAUGA